Gadus chalcogrammus (walleye pollock) is the source of this 605-nucleotide messenger RNA. It is a transcript of the gene lmo4la, whose product is annotated as LIM domain only 4a. Bases 1 to 510 code for a protein of 169 amino acids. The record is from RefSeq and is a predicted model, not a curated record. Lineage: Eukaryota; Metazoa; Chordata; Actinopteri; Gadiformes; Gadidae. The transcript has 6 exons.
AUGAGACCAGCGAUGGUGAACAGCAGGGUGGUCGAGGCUCCCGCCGUAGCGGUGAUGGGCGGCGGCGGCGGCGCGGUCGUGGCCAGGAGGCUUUGCGGUGGCUGCGGGGACCGCAUCGCCGACCGCUUCAUGCUCUUCUCCAUGGAGCGCUACUGGCACACGCGCUGCCUGAAGUGCUCCUGCUGCCACGCCCAGCUGGGGGAGUACAGCAGCACCUGCUACAGCAAGGGGGGCAUGAUCCUCUGCAAGAACGACUACAUCAGGCUCUUCGGACACAGCGGUGCAUGCAGUGCUUGUGGCCAGACGAUCCCAGCCAGUGAGAUGGUGAUGCGGGCGCAGGGCAAUGUUUACCACGUUAAGUGUUUCACCUGUGCUACCUGUAGAAACCGGUUGAUGCCCGGGGACCGCUUCCACUACAUCAACGGAACCAUCUUCUGUGAACACGACCGGCCCGGGGGGGGGCUGCUCAGCCACCCCACCUCCCUGAUGCCAGACCAGAAGGUGUGCUGAGGAGAUGAAGAAGAGAAAAAACCCAACACGUGCCUUACCCCCACCCGGCCGGCCCCUCCCCCUCUCCCGUCACCCCCCCCCCACCCCCCCCCAGU